Molecule: messenger RNA, 4960 nt
Organism: Mauremys reevesii (Reeves's turtle)
Lineage: Eukaryota; Metazoa; Chordata; Testudines; Geoemydidae
Gene: FAM217B
Product: family with sequence similarity 217 member B
Exons: 5
Coding region: 1680-3179 (499 amino acids)
Source: RefSeq, a predicted model, not a curated record
AUGGGGGGGGGGGGGUCCAUGAGAGGGAGCAGCUGCCCUCCGGACAAUGAUGCUGGACUAGGAGGACGGUAGGUAGGAAGCCAAAGGGGCUGUGAUUGUGACAGAGUGCUCACAGGGUUCCUGUUUGGUCUGCGGCCGGAUAGGCAGAGCGAGCUGCAUGAGGAAACAGCUGCUUUGUGUGGAGAAUAGGGGCAUUUCUGCAAGUGCACGUCACACUUGUUACUGUACAAAUCAGAGCAUGCUGGUUUGUGUGUGGCUUGCAUGUGGCAUGGUGAUUAUUUGCUCCCAGUUUUCCCCAUAAGAGUUCAUCUUGACUGUUUGUUUUUUAUUCUUUUAGGAUCAUUUUAAUCUUGUGUCAUUUCUUCAUAAUUGAAAAGACUGUUUCACUGUCUGCAUGAUUGUCUGUCAGAAACCAACAUAUAUGCCUGGACAUCACUGAGUCUGGGCAGAAGACAAGUGGUUGAAGCAAUUGCGGAAGGAUGGCAGAGAAACAUAUCAGAAAUCACAUCCCCACGUGUCCUCUCUCCUGGUCCAAGGGAUGAGAUUUCUGAUGGAGAAGAGCGAAAUGUUUAAGAAACUGCUUUUUGCUACAUCAGAACCAAGGACAGGUGAGGGGAUGGGAUUUUGGAAUUGGGUGUCUGUCACCUUCUGGAAAUUACAUCACCUCCCUCUCUUUAUCCCUGGUCCAGAGAAUGCAAUUUCAAGGGGAUAAGAGAGAGUAGCCCAUAGACUGCUCUAGUCCAGGCAUUUUCGAAUACAAUUCAGAUUUAGGAUUGCAAUUUUGGAAGGAGAAGCAAAAAUGAAAUGGAUGUAGUGUUAAAAUUUGCCAGUGUUUACAAAUAUAUACAAGGUAUAUGCAUAUUUUUUUUGACAAAAGGGCAGCUCAGAGGGAAAGCGCAGGUGCCUGAUCACCUGUUCUUGUUAUUGUAAAAGCAGAGAUACCCACAUCCAUUGGCAAAUGAGACUCCGCUCCACCCAAUGUUUCUGUGCAAGAGGAAGUUAAAUGACAAUGGAGCGUACGAAGGGUCGCUGUUCCAGUGCUGCUGUGCAUUUAAAUGCAGCCUUCUGCUUUUACAAGUGAUCGUGCAGAGCCCUGUUUGUCAACAGAUUCCCAGGGGUACUCAUGCUUUGGGACGGUACUGGCGCAGCCUCCCCUAAUCCAGGGUCUGCUUGUCAGCAGUGACUGGCAGCCUGUGCCUGAUAAAUAUUGCAGCAGCAGCCGCCGAGCUUCCUGUAGAAAAGUAUGCGUAGCUCCCUGCUGUCCUUGACCCACAAUGCUUUGCAAUUCUAAUGGCCAACCUAUUCCUCAGGGAGGAAGGGGGCGGGGGAACUGUGCUGCUCUCUGUUCAAUAGCCCUGGUAAUGACAGCUCAAUAAAGAUCAGCAAUAAGCAGAUGAAUAAUGCAGCUGCUCCUUCAGCAAGCUUUGGGGGAGGGAAAUAUUGUUUUCCAGCACAGCUGGCUAGCUGAGUAUUUUUAUCCUACUGUUAUCAAAGAUUAAAUCACGUGUUUUCUGGGGGGAGUGCAUGGUGUUUGUUUACUGCAUCCAUAGGAUGUGGUGAUAUGCAUCCACUCCACUCUGUCUUAUACGCAGAAAAGGUUGGAGUCCUUUGUUUAAGAUUGUGAAAAAGGAUGUAAAAGAAAAAGUGUAACUUGCAAGUACUCUUUAAACGGAAUAAUAAUGGGACCAGGCAUUCAAGAUUAUCCCUUACUACUGCAACGAGGGACACUGAAAAAGGACAGCCAAAUCCAUGAAACCCACAAAGGAAUGGUAAUUUCCAGUGGUGGAAAGGGACAUCCAAGUGCCAAAGGACUAGAGAAACCACUUUCCCCUGUGAGACCUUCUCCCAGCAGCUUAAGCAAAAGUAUUUUAAAUACCACCAGAAAGACUUUCCAUUGCACCCAGGAUGACAGUCAACCAAGUUUUCUUUACAAGGAAAGAAACGGGCUAGAUGAGGCUCAUCAGCAAAACAGAAUGAUGAGCGUUUGCACAUCACUGUACAAAGUACAAGGGGCAAAGAAGGACCUCACGGAAAGAAGGCAAAGUGAAUCUGGACUACACAGAAUCCCUUCCAUUUUGAAGGGGAAUUCACAAGGUGGCUCCAGUAGGGCAGAAGAUGGACUGAUGCAAAGAUUUUAUUCCAGUCAAAAAGGAGAAACUCAAAGAAAUCUUGGAGAGCAUGUGACUGAAGCUGUCCCUUGCACUUCUAAAUAUCCAGGGACCUCUGUGAAUGAGAUGUUUCUUGACUUUCAGUCAGUGAGAAUUAUUCAAGAGGAUGCUGCUGAGGAUAGUGCCAGUGACCUUUCUGACUCAGAAAGAAUUCCUAUUCCCCCUUCCCCCUGCACACCGCCGGAACUCAACCUCAGAGCUGAAGAAAUUGACCCAGCAUGUUUUGAACGCCUCUUUGAUGCAGGUUAUAAAGAAUCAAUAUAUUAUUAUCCUGACUUCCUCCCACCUCCUUUCAACUCCUGGGACCUGCAGCAGCUGGCAGUGUUUGUUAACACAGAGUGUAAAUCGGAAUCUCGACCACAACCAGCAGGAUUUAUUGAGAAAUAUAUCGAUCGGCUUUUGCAGCUGGAGUGGCUGCAGGUGCAAACUAUACAGAACGAGAAAGGAAAGACAGCCAAAGCUAGGCCUCAGACGGCUCCUAGUAUCAUUCGGACCCUAAAAAGCCCUGGCAAAGGCAAAUCAUUGCAUAGCCCUUCACCUAACAAGCAGUUAACUCCCAAAGAAAGUGUUAUAAAGCUCCCCACCAGCCUUUCAGCUCACAGAAGAGAUGUACACUGUGAAGAAAAUAGCCAGUUAAAUGCAUAUCCAGGUCACUCAAAAGUUGCUGAGGUUAUGGGUGGCACGUCAGCCCCACAGAGACAUGCCUGUGAAAUGAGGAAUGAGGUGAAAAAGAGGUCAGCCACCAAGCAGCAACUUCUCAAUAUGCAGCCCUGUGCAAGCAGCUCUAAGAUUCGGGAUGUUGGUAUUCAGGAUAUUGGUAAUAUUAGACCCCUCAAACAGUCCCCCAAUUUCCAUAGUUCAGCUGCCCCCACCCAGGGGCGAAAAACACAGGCAUGUUCAAAUCUGAAGAAGAAUGGAAAUGCUAAUAAUUAUGUUCCUUCCAAGAAACCAACAGGGGACAAGAAGUUAAAAACAAAUGGUGUGAAGCAAACACCAUGUACAUUUAAAUAAUGAAGAAUAAUUAGUAAAUUGGCAAUGCAAUGCUGACUGCUGGAGAAUGGAGGGACCAUGGUUUUUCCUGGUCAGGAAAUCCUGUAGAAAAUUGCUGCAAAUUUCUGCACAUUUAAGUACAUUGGACCUUAAACUAGCAGGGCCAACAGGGAAUAUUUUUCUCUGAAGACAAAUGUCUUCCACUGGCCUUUACUCAAAGGGUAGACACUUGCUUAUGUAAGAAGAUUCUAGCGAAUAAGGUUAGGAAAACAUAAAAUGACUGAUUUCUUCUCACACUGACACCCAUGUAACUUCAUUGACUUCAGUGGAGUUACUCCUGAUUUACACUGGAGUAUAUGAGAGGAGAAUCAAAUCCAUACACUCUCCAUUGAGCAGACACACACAUGUGCCAUAUAGGGAGAGACAUAUUUGCUUUUCUUUCUGAUGGAGAAGAGUUUUGUUGAUUUUUAUAAGAGAAUGGAACUGGCCAGGCUCAUCUAUGCAAAGUUAAAGUCUCUGAUUCUUGAGUGAAGAGCACAAAAUCAGACUGGUUUGGGGAGCAGAGAAUGUUUUGAAGUAAUCUUCUGAGUCAGAAGAGAUUCUACUAGUUAAAAUCAUACCGCUGCUAAAGGAUUGACAUCUGCUCAUCUGGUGAUAGGCCAAGGAUAUGGCCUGAAUAUUUUUAUACAGCUACCUUUGUUGUAGUCUUAGACCAUUUUCCUUAAAGUCCACCUUGUAGGUCUUGCUGCUUUAUGUCAUUCAGAAGGUGACCCUCUUAAUGUUUUGAGCUAUUGCCACUCAAGCAAGAGAUCUUGGAGUCAUCCUGCUUAGUUCUCUGAAAACAUCUGCUCAGUGUGUAGUGGCAGCCAAAAAAGCUAAUAGAAUGUUAGGAACUGUUCAGACAAGGACAGAUAAGGCAGAAAAUAUCAUAUAAUGCCACUAUAUAAAUCCAUGGUACUGCCACACCUGGAAUACUGCAUGCAGUUCUGGUCACCUGUAACAGGGUGCACUCACCUCUCAUGAGCACCCCCUUGGCCAAGUGCACACACUUUGAUUGUCCCUCCUCUGGGAUAGAGCAGCACCCCAGGGCUCCCUCCCUAGAGACAAUGGCUUUGCCCUCUUGGGGCUUCCUGGCUACAGCUCUCCAUCUGGGUCACUAUAGUUCAGUUCCCCCUCUGGGGUGCCUCACUGUCCAGGCCACUUCCCCCCAGUGACUAAUGGGGGAUGAGGUGGGGGGGGACCCAGGCCCACCCACUACUCUGGGUCCCAGCUCAGGGACCCUGUAGAUUGCAGCCAUCUGCUGUAUUCCUUUAACUAUGUUGCACAGCUUCUCUAAUUCCCUGGGCCCCUUCUCCACAGCCCUGUGCUGUCUUCAUCCUUACCUCAGGACCUUGUCCUAACAGAGUCCCAGCAACCAGCUCAUGGUUCCUUGCUCUCCACAGCUUCUGGCAGCACUGCUCUGUCUGGGGUUCUGUAGCUCUGUCAGCCAGCCACAUACCAUCCACACUCCUACAGCUCCAGCAAGGAACUGAUCUUCCUCUGACCCUGCAGCUCUUCUUAUACGAGGCUGCUGGGCCCUGGUUGGCUGUAUCCCACACAGCCACUCUAGGCACUUUGGAGGACCCUCUCCACUGCCCUUUUUGUGGGCAGGGUAUGGCAGGGCCACGAGGCCUUCAGCAGGGGACCUCAGAGGGUUUGGUAUACUCCGUCACAUCAUCCCAUCUCAAAAAAAUGUUAGAAUUGGAAAAAGUACAGAGAAGGGCAACAAAAAUUAUUAAGGGCAUGGAACAACUUCCAUAUCA